Messenger RNA from Cucumis sativus (cucumber), 519 nucleotides. Its product is annotated as immune-associated nucleotide-binding protein 9. The record is from RefSeq and is a predicted model, not a curated record. The transcript has a single exon. NCBI's taxonomy places the organism in Eukaryota, Viridiplantae, Streptophyta, Magnoliopsida, Cucurbitales, Cucurbitaceae. Bases 1 to 519 code for a protein of 172 amino acids. Gene Ontology annotation, molecular function: GTP binding.
AUGGACUACACUAUUCUCCUCUUCACUGGAGGUGAUGAUCUCGAAGAAGACGGCAACGCCCUAGAAUACUACUUUACACAUGAUUCUCCUGAUUCCUUAAAGGACAUCGUAGCAUCUUGCAAAAAUCGUUGCGUACUUUUUGAUAACAAGACUGAGUGUGAAUCAAAAAAAUGUGAACAAAUGGGGAAGUUGAUGGAGAUGGUGAAUGAGGUAAGGAAGGUAAAUGGAGGACAACCUUACAUGCAUGACUUAUGUUCUAGUAUGACAGUUGAAACAAAGUUAAAAGAGGUUAAGACCAAACUUGAAAAACAAUUGCAAGAGGAUGAAAAGGAUGCAAGAAUUAUAGGUGAAAAGAGAGGGGAAGAGAAUGUAAAGGAAAAAAGUAGGAACCUUGAAAAUCAAUUGGCAAAAGCAAGAGAAGAAAGAGUAAAUGCAGAGAAUAGAACACAAGAGAUUCAACGGCAAUAUAAUGAUGAAAUUAGGAGGCUCAGUCACCAACUACAAAGCGCACUUCAAUGA